This is a messenger RNA of Psylliodes chrysocephalus, 6265 nucleotides long. The record is from the annotation of a GenBank genome assembly. Lineage: Eukaryota; Metazoa; Arthropoda; Insecta; Coleoptera; Chrysomelidae.
GCUGAUGUCGAUGACGACGACAUGACAUUAGACCGGACAGACGCCAUUGCAUUGCAUUAUUGUUAUUUAUCUCCUUGUUGCAAGUAGAUAAAAGUGUAAUUAAUAAAAAGGUGUGAUAAUAGUGAUUUAAAAAAUAUAUAGAGCUACUAUAUUUCUUUAAUAUGCAGAGAAAUCAGCAUAAUGAUAAUAAAAAUCCUAGAAAUGGUGGUGGAAGAAAUAUUAGAAGUGAAGACAACUGGAGGGAUAAAAAGGAAGAUAUAGGAAACAUAAGUGAGGAAGGCAGACGUCCUAUUAACUAUACAAAUCAUCCAAGAAGAAAUAUAGAUAACGACAAUGAAGAAAGACGUAGAGAUAACCAAAUAUAUCAUCCAUCAAGAAGGAAUCAAAAUUUUAAUGAAAAUAGAAAUUUUGGAGGACCACCAAAAAUUGGCUUCAGAAAGAUACAAGAGCUUUUGAACAACAACAAUUUAGAAGAGGUGGUUUUCUGCUUAACCAACGAACGAAAGGGCAUCAGAGCUUUGAUGGAAAACGACAAUCUGGGUCCAGAUCUAAUUGUUUUGUCCGUAAAACUUUUAGCAAGAGUUUGCGGAUGCAGUUUUGGCGCGACGAAAACCCAUUUAUUGCAAACUGUAAUUGACAGCGGUUUCGCGCGAGUUCUUACUCAGUUCAUUUCAUCUCUACCGAUUCAGUCCGACAGAGAGAAAAAAUUUAAUGCUUUCUUCUGGAACGAUGCCGAAAAUUUUUGCCUGAACGUUGUUUGUUUGGUUAAAACAUUAAAUAACUUGAUACCGAUGUCUUCGUGUGAAGCUAAUCUGAAGCUUUUAAAAGCUUUGACGUUCACUAUGACGAAUCUGCAAGGUGUCCAUAUUUCGGACAAAAUCAAAAACGAAUUCAAAGAUUUGAGCGAUAUCGUCGAAAAAGUAUGGAACGAUAUUCAAACAAAGAAAGAGAAUACUGGAACGGACGAAGAUACCUAUAUUGAACCACCAGAUAACUUCAGAGACAUAGGUGUUUAUCCAAAUACACAUGAGAUUACCAGCCAGCAACACGUGUUUUUAAGACCUAACGUUAUUAAAGGUCCUUAUAGAGAUAUCGAACACUAUUUAGACGUGCAGUACAGACUCUAUAGAGAAGAUUUUGUCCAGCCAUUAAGAAAUGGAAUAUGCAAGUAUUUAGAAGACCCAAAAACCAAACUAGAAAAUAUCAGAACGUACAGAAACGUCCAAUUCCUAAAUAGAGAAACGAUUUCGGAUCAAAACUGUUAUCGCCUGCAAUACGAUUUCAGCAACGAAAAAAAGUCUUUCGAAUUUGAAAAUUCCAAACGGUUUAUGUACGGUUCUUUAUUGUGCUUCACUCGAGAUAAUUUUCGUACAAUAUUAUUCGGCACGGUUGCUGGCAGAGAUUUAGACACUCUGUCAAAGGGACAGUUGAUAGUUGGUUUCAGAAACAACGCUAUCGUACCACAAACUAUAAUCGGUCCACAAUUUUUGAUGCUUGAAAGUAAAGUCUUCUUCGAACCAUACUAUCAGGUCCUCAACGCAUUAAAGAAUAUGUCUACUAUUCAUUUCCCUAUGGAAAGAUACAUAAUACUAGUGGAAAGCGAAGCAAAACCUCCAGAGUACCUUAAAACACCGUUAGAGCUACUCCCUAAAGGACAGUGGCCAGAGAUUUCAGAAACGCCAUCGCAGGUACUACCUAGCGAACAGAGGACAGUGAUUCCUUUGGAAUAUAAUGAAAACAUCGUGGAUGGACUGAAUGCCGGCCAACGUGAAGCCUUCGAAGCUGCUCUUACUAAAGAGUUCGUUAUUAUACAAGGUCCUCCUGGAACAGGAAAAACUUUUUUAGGACUAAAAAUCGCUAGAACACUGUUAGAAAAUAUGAAGCGUUGGUAUAGAAAGACACCGAUGCUAGUUAUUUGUUAUACUAAUCAUGCAUUGGACCAAUUUUUGGAAGGACUGCUGCCGGUCACUGAUGAAUUGAUUAGAAUUGGUAGUCAAUCGAAAAACAAAAAUAUCGAGCAAUUCAACAUACGCAAUCAUCGAAGUCAGUUCAGAAACCAUACCUUGCAAGAGAAAAGACGUGAAGUGGCAAAUUACCUUUCACAUAUCGAUUCGAUUAAACAUAAUUUGAAUGAAAUCGAUAGAUAUACCAGAAUCGUCGAUUUUAGCGUGUUCGCUAACAUCUUUAACUUUAGAGGUACUUGGUUUGAACGAGCAACUAGCGAUAACAUUCUGAAUUGGUUGUUCGAAGAGGGCCACAAUGCCAUGCCUAACAGAAUGGAAGGGCCGGUGGAAGGGUAUCAGGAAAACGAAGAGGUAACGACAAACGAAGAAAACCGCCGUCUAGAAAUCGAAAAUGAAGAAAACUUGGAUACCAGAUUCGAAGAAAUCGAAGAUAUUUUUAAAAAUAUUGAAAUUAACCCUUUCAAAGAGCUGAUUGGUCUUAAAAGUCUUAGGGAUAGAAGAAGCGAGUUGUUAAAAGAAUACGACUAUUUGCAAAAAAACGAGAUAAUAAGUCCUAGAGAAAAAUACUUUCAAGAAGAUAGGAUGCAGAUGGAGUUGUACAUGAUUGAAAAUUACUUAGACGUGCUUAUAUUCAGGCUAUUGCAAGGUCAAAAGAAUAAAAACAAAUCCAUUCAGCCUGAGUUUAUCGAUAUGCGUAAUCCGUACAACAUGCCUUACGACCUCAGAUGGCAGUGCUACUUCUAUUGGCUCGAAUUGUAUAAAAAAUCUUUACAUCAUGACAGAGAAGUGCUCAUUAGAGAUUUCCAAAGGAUUUAUGGAGUUUACAAGGAGAUGCAAGAAAUGGAAGAUACGCAAACGAUGAAAGAGGCCUUAGUAAUCGGUAUGACCACAACCUGCGCUGCCAGACAUCAAUCCUCCCUGCAAGCCUUAAAAAUCCCGAUCGUAAUCGUAGAAGAAGCUGCUGAAAUUCUGGAAUCCCACAUCAUUGUCGCUUUGACACCGCACUGCGAACAUCUGAUCUUAAUCGGGGAUCAUCAACAAUUGAAACCUUCCACAGCAAAUUAUAAAAUCGAAACCAAGUUCAAGUUGGGCGUCAGUCUCUUCGAACGGAUGAUCUUGAACAACAUCCAAUGCCACACGCUGAAUAUCCAACACAGGAUGAGACCGGAGAUAGCCAAUUUGAUUAGACCGGCGAUCUAUCCGGUGUUGGAGGACGGUGAUUCUGUUCAAGAACGGGAUCACGUCAAAGGGAUCGAACACAACUUGUUUUUUAUCGAUCACAACGAGGAGGAGCAGGUGUGCAAGGAUAACAGCAAGAAGAACGUUCACGAAGCGACAUUUUUGAUGCAGUUGGCCAAGCAUUUGAUACUGAACGGCUACAAACCGGAUCAGAUUGUAGUGUUGGCAGCUUAUCUGGGACAGAUGUUCGAGUUGCAGAGGCACCGGAGGAACUAUAGUCAUAUCCUUAAAGAUGUUAGAAUAGCUGUUUUGGAUAAUUAUCAAGGCGAAGAGAGCGAUAUUGUUUUGCUAUCAUUGGUAAGAAACAAUCAUGAAAACAGCAUCGGCUUUUUAAAACUCGAAAAUCGAGUAUGUGUAGCUCUGUCCCGAGCGAAAAACGGACUUUACAUCAUGGGCAACAUGAAUCUGCUUUGCAGUAACAGCGAAAUAUGGCCAAAAAUUCAAGAAACCCUGCGACAACAACAAGCUAUAGGAACACAUCUGACGCUACGAUGCGUGAUUCAUAGGCAUAAGGUUACUAGAGUAUCGACCGCUGACGAUUUUGCUAAAUUACCUGAAGGCGGCUGCGAUUUGCUAUGCGAAACGCCGUUGAACUGCGGCCAUGUCUGUACGAGAUUGUGUCACAUCGAAGACAGGGAGCACGCAAACUACGAUUGUAGAGAGCCUUGUGAAAAAAUCCUUUGCGACGAUCAAACUCACGUAUGUUCCAAAUUGUGCUACGAACGUUGCGGCCGUUGUUCAUACGUAGUAAAAAGACAAUUACCGUGCGACCACACGGUCAACAUUGCAUGCCAUCUGGAUCCGACAACGUAUAAAUGCACCAUAACUGUCGAAACAACGUUGCCAUGCGAUCACAUAACUAUGAUACCUUGUUCCGCUGACAAGGAGACUUUUAACUGUCCUUUCCCUUGUGACACUAGAGUGGAACCCUGCGGACAUUCCUGCGAGAAGAAAUGUCACUUCAUAAGCGAUCCCGAUCAUCUGAAUUAUUCCUGUCGCAAGCAAUGCGAUAAAAGUUGCAAAGGUUGUACCGCAGAAGAACCUCAUAUUUGCCCGAAAUUCUGUUACGAAGAGUGCGGAAACUGUCUAGCACCAGUGCGCAAGACGCGCUCCUGCGGUCACAUGUUCGACAUGGGUUGCAGCAUAAAUCCCGAGGAUAUAGAGUGCAAGAAACGCUGCAAGAAAAUUUUGGAUUGCGGUCACAAAUGCAAAGAAACUUGUGGCGAUCCUUGUGAGCCAUGUAAAGAACAGGUGGAAAAGAUAGUACCAGAUUGUAACCACAAAAUUAAAAUGAACUGUUUUGAACCACCAAACAGGAAAUUGUGUAAGGGAAAAUGUCCUCGUCUUUUGCCUUGUGGGCACGUGUGCGAUAAAAAAUGCAAUGAAGAUUGUACACAAGAAUGCAAAGAAAUCGUGGAUUGUUGCAUCACCAGUCCGUGUGGCCAUAUAAUCACAAAAAUAGCUUGUCACCUCAAAACAGAUCACGACGACAAGAUUCUCGUCGAAAAUUGCACGGAACCUUGUAACGCUCAAUUGACAUGCAAACAUAAAUGUUCCGGUAGCUGCAGCCAAUGUUACCAUGGCCGGUUCCACCAAAGAUGCCAAGAAAAAUGCGGUGUCAUUCUAGUGUGCAAUCAUGAAUGCCCAAUACCUUGCAGGGAAGCCUGCAAGCCUUGCAGAAAACCGUGCGAAUACAGAUGUGUGCACAGCAAAUGUAAAAAAUUGUGCGGUGAUCCAUGCACUCCGUGUAAAGAAAUUUGCCAGAGAAAAUGUGAGCAUCAGCGCUGUAAAAAACGUUGCGGAGAAUUGUGCUCGGUCGAGCCCUGCACCCUUCCAUGUCCUAAAAGAAUAAAAAAAUGCGGACAUUCGUGCGUCGGAUUUUGCGGAGAUCCUUGUCCAAAAUUGUGCAGACUUUGCGAUGCCGAUGAACUUACCGAAAUCUUUUUCGGUACCGAAGAUGAUGAGGAUGCUAGAUUCGUCUUGCUACUAGAUUGCGGCCAUGUUAUGGAAUCUACCGGUAUGAUGAAUUGGUUAGAUCAGAAUCGAGGAAAUGUCGAUGAAGAUCAGAAAAUACAACCGUUAGUAUGUCCGAAAUGUAAAACUGUCAUCAAAAAAAGCGCCCGAUACAGCGACUACGUCAAAAAGAGCAUGAAGGAUUUAAAAGAUGUUAAAAUGAAGUUCUACGGAAAACCGAAAGAAAUUGAAAUAAUUAAAUACCGUAUACAGGAGAAAUUGUCGAAGAUGUAUGAGGGUAAUAGAGAAACGACGACCAUUUCUUCAUUAAGGGCUUCAAGAUUAAAUAUUAAAACAAGAAAGACAAUUGGGAUUGGAAAUUCUGCUUUCGUAAAGAUUAAAACGACUUUGACUGAUAGAUUAUUAAGUUCGAAAGACAAUCGUCGACAGAACAUCGACAAAAUGGAUUUGGACGCCAUUCGGAUGAAAGUGGAAUUGAUGCAGUUGGUAAUGGAGCCUCUGGAGAAAGAAAAAUUGUGUUUGUUGGAUUUGACGCUGUCUAAUAACCAUGUUAGUUUAAUAAUGGAAUUUUUGGGAAAACACAUCGAUUCCAUUACCGAACAAGAGGUCAUCGAUAUCGGUUUGGAAAUAAAUCGAUUGCACAGAUUUAUUCAAUUUGAACGACUCGGUUACAAGCCCUAUUUGCAACAGCCGGGUGUCCAAGCUAAGGUUGACGCCACCAUUCUAUUAUUGAAUAAACACGGCAGAUACGACGAUGAUCAAGACAAGAUCAUUAAAAAUUCGUUGGAAGAGUUAAAAGUACUAACGUCUUCAAAAAUUGCUCUGACCGACGCUGAAAAAUUUGAAAUUGUAAAAGCUGUGGGAUUGACAACAGGACAUUGGUAUAAGUGCCCAAAUGGACAUCCAUAUGCGAUAGGAGAGUGUGGCGGGGCCAAUCAAGAGUCCAGCUGCUAUGAAUGCGGAGCUCCGAUAGGUGGAAGAUCCCAUAGAUUAGCGCCCGGUAAUGAUGUGGCAACUGAUAUGGAUGGAGCAACAUAUCCUGCCUGGUCCGAGCAAGCAAAUAUGGCGAACUAUCAACUUUAAAAUCU